Bombina bombina (fire-bellied toad) is the source of this 1092-nucleotide messenger RNA. Its product is annotated as blue-sensitive opsin-like. Gene Ontology annotation, molecular function: G protein-coupled receptor activity. Gene Ontology annotation, cellular component: membrane; photoreceptor outer segment. The coding region runs from base 1 to 1092 and encodes 363 amino acids. NCBI's taxonomy places the organism in Eukaryota, Metazoa, Chordata, Amphibia, Anura, Bombinatoridae. Gene Ontology annotation, biological process: visual perception; phototransduction; G protein-coupled receptor signaling pathway. The transcript has 5 exons. The record is from RefSeq and is a predicted model, not a curated record.
AUGAGCAAAGGCCGCCCAGAUUUAAGAAUGGAGAUGCCAGAUGAGUUCUACAUCCCUAUUCCCCUAGAAACCAACAACAUAACAGCAUUGAGCCCAUUCCUGGUACCCCAGACACAUUUGGGCACUCCGGGCAUCUUUAUGAGUAUGUCAGCCUUUAUGUUAUUCACAAUUAUUUUCGGCUUUCCCCUCAACAUGUUGACCGUCAUCUGCACAAUCAAGUAUAAGAAGCUUCGCUCACACCUUAACUACAUUCUGGUAAACUUGGCGGUUGCCAACCUUGUAGUAGUCUGCUUUGGGUCUACCAUGGCAUUCUACAGCUUCUCUCAGAUGUAUUUCUCUCUGGGAACCUUGGCAUGCAAAAUAGAAGGCUUUACAGCAACACUGGGAGGAAUGGUCAGCCUGUGGUCUUUGGCUGUAGUGGCCUUUGAAAGGUUCCUGGUGAUCUGCAAACCUAUGGGAGCCUUCACAUUCCGGGAGACCCAUGCUGUAACAGGCUGUGUCUUGACAUGGGUGAUCGCCCUAGUGGCAGCCACACCCCCACUGCUGGGCUGGAGCAGGUACAUCCCUGAAGGCUUGCAGUGCUCCUGCGGACCAGACUGGUAUACCAUAAACAACAAAUGGAACAAUGAAUCCUAUGUGCUUUUCCUCUUCUGCUUCUGCUUUGGAUUCCCUCUGACCAUCAUUGUGUUUUCAUAUGGACGCCUGCUCCUCACCCUCCACGCUGUUGCUAAGCAGCAGGAGCAGUCGGCUACCACCCAGAAAGCUGAGAGAGAGGUGACCAGGAUGGUGAUAAUGAUGGUUGCUGGUUUUCUUGUAUGCUGGCUCCCCUACGCCUCAUUUGCCCUAUGGGCUGUGACUCAUCGUGGGGAGCUGUUUGACCUACGUUUGGCUUCUAUUCCAUCUGUAUUUUCCAAGGCAUCUACAGUCUACAACCCAUUUAUCUACAUCUUAAUGAACAGACAGUUCCGUACCUGCAUAAUGAAGUUUAUCUUCUGUGGGAAGAAUCCAUUGGGUGAUGAUGAUGAUGCUUCUGCCUCGGCUGGGUCUACUCAGGUGUCUUCAGUUUCUAGUAGCCAGGUUGCUCCAGCAUAA